This is a messenger RNA of Catharus ustulatus (Swainson's thrush), 1157 nucleotides long. RefSeq names its product Fas associated via death domain (gene FADD). The transcript is spliced from 2 exons. Bases 77 to 760 code for a protein of 227 amino acids. The record is from RefSeq and is a predicted model, not a curated record. Gene Ontology annotation, molecular function: protein binding. Lineage: Eukaryota; Metazoa; Chordata; Aves; Passeriformes; Turdidae. Gene Ontology annotation, biological process: negative regulation of extrinsic apoptotic signaling pathway via death domain receptors; signal transduction.
CAUCGCGGCGGGGCCGGGCCGCGCUCGUCCUGCGGGGCCGCUCCGUGCUCCCGGGAAUCGCUCCGAGCAAACGGGAAUGGAUUUCCCCUCCGCAAUGCUGGGACAGGAUGCCGAAAUCCCCCGCGCGCGGCCUCUGCCGGCCGCGGGUCCCGGCACCGUGAAUCCUUUCCUGAGCCUGCUGAACUCCAUCUCCUCGGGCCUGUCGGACACGGAGCUCUCCCAGAUGAAGUUCCUGUGCAGGGACAAAAUUGGGAAGCGAAAGCUCGAUGCGGUGCAAAGCGGCCGGGAGCUCUUCAGCAUCCUGAUGGAGCAGCAGCUGAUCGCGCACUACAACCUGGAAUUCCUGAGGAAGCUGCUGCAGCACAUCGGGAGGAGAGAUUUGGUGUCACAGCUGGUGCAGUUCGAAGAGGAAGAGCCUCAUACCCCUGGUGAUCAGCCAGAUGGGCAUGAAAAACGUCUCCUGAAAGCAGCUGUUGAUGUCAUCUGUGACCAUGUUGGGAGAGAGUGGAAGAAGCUGAUGCGAGAGCUUGGGAUGGCAGAGGUGAAGCUGGACAGGAUAGUGGCAGCCCAUCCAUUCAAUUUGUAUGAACAGCUGGUUCAGGCGCUUCGGGAGUGGCAGGUAUGCAAGGGGAAGGAUGCAAAGGUGGCUGACUUAAUAAAAGCCCUCCGGAGCUGCAACCUGAAUUUGGUGGCAGACAAGGUUGAAGAGAGGAUCUCACAGCUGAACGUGGAGCCACAUGAAAUACCUUUAACGCUAUGAAUGAAAAAAGUCAAUGAAAUGACUGUAAAACUACGAAGGAAAAACGUCAGAACGCCUUCUCCUCUUCUGAACCAAAAUAAUUAUCACUGCUUAUCAUGCCAUUUAUUUAUGUGCCUUAAUAAGUUAAUUUGCGCUCAGGUGAAGAUUGACAUGGAAACAGAUUCCUUUCAGGGAACACUUUGUAGUUUGAUGCUUCUUUCAAGACUUUUUAACUUUCACAGGAUCUGAAUUCCAUUUUGUAGAAAUUCUCAUGCUUUUGUUGCCACUCAACUGAAAAGAUUUGUUUUGCUCCAUGGGAUGCUUCUGAGGCACCUGGAAUUUAAAAUUUCAUGGGAAGGUUGGAUUUUUUUUUUUUUUUUUUUUUUUUUUUUUUUUUUUUUGGUGGCCUAUUAUAAAU